UCGUACGAGUUGAAUAAUGGAUAUUUUCAUAAUAAAUUGGCAUUAAUGGCUUCAUCCGUUCAUAAUAACAGGUUGUCAUCCCCAAGAUCUUUUGGAUGUUGCAGGACUUGCAACAUGUGGUGUUGGAGAGCUUUUAAGUGGCUCCCUGUAAUUUUGGUUGUGUCGAUCAUAACUUGGUCUUACUAUGCCUACGUUAUCCAAUUGUGCAUUUUUACAAUUGAAAGUACUGUCCAAAAAACUAUAUAUCUCCUAGUUUAUCACAUUCUUCUGAUAAUGUUUUGCUGGUCGUAUUGGCGGACGAUUUUUGCGGAUAUAAAGCAGAUUCCCGAAAAAUACAAACUACCUGGUGAAGAAUUGGACAAAUUGCUUAGUGCUGAAUCAGAAGAUGCUCAAAGGACAAUCUUGGAUAAUUUUGCCAAAGAUCUACCUGUAGUUACAAGAACAAUGUCAGGCUCGGUACGUUAUUGCAACCGUUGCGUGCUGGUGAAGCCGGACCGCGCGCACCACUGCAGCAUCUGCUCUCGCUGCGUCCUCAAGAUGGACCACCACUGCCCGUGGGUCAACAACUGUGUCUGCUUCCACAAUUACAAGUUCUUCAUGCUCUUCCUCGGUUAUGCUCUCAUCUACUGUCUAUUCAUCAUGUCAACGUGCCUGCCUUACUUCAUUAAGUUCUGGAAGGGCGACUUCGGUACAUCGGCUAGCUCUGGUCGAUACCACGUGGUGUUCGCGUUCUUCGUGGCUCUCAUGUUCGCGACCACGCUCGGAUCGCUCUUCGGAUACCACUGCUAUUUAGUAGCACAUAAUAGGACCACGUUAGAUGUGCUAUUAGCUCGGCUUGGACGAGAUCGUCCAUCUAGAAAGAUCAUAAGCAAUAUUAUUACCGCAAUGAUUGAUGAAGCGUUCCGAGCUCCAAUGUUCAGAGGUGGCGCUGACAAGAAUGGUUUCUCCAUUGGUGCUUUCAACAAUUUCAAAGAGGUAUUCGGGAAUAGCCCGAAUCUCUGGAUGUUGCCCGUCUUCACGAGCUAUGGAGACGGGAUCGUAUAUCCCCUGCCUCAACCGGAUGAAGACACGGAAUCCCUCCUGAGCUCAGAGAGAUGGGACCGCUGGGGAGAGCGCGCUCGGCCCUUCGAUGAACGCGAAAGUUCAUCCUACGACGAACUGUGAGUGCUGCCAUCAUCGACGCAAAGAUCACGAAUUAAGACGGGUAACACUAAGAUCAUGUCUUUGUAGCUUUUUAUAUGCUUAUACCUUUUUCGUCAUGAUUGGCGAUUUAUAUAGGACGCGUUUUGAAUUCGAUUGUCGGUGUACAUAUUUCAUCUACUUUUAGAAUGUUCUAGAACAGCCAUUGAUGCUGAUGUAAUUUAGUUUUAAGAGACUAAAAGCUCUAGCUCUGCUUAUCUCUACUUUUGAGGAAUUACCAUGACUUUAUCUUUCGUAUCCUUAAAUUCGCGUUAUUGCAGAAAUGCAACGUGACAUUAAAGAUUCGUUUCUCUCAGAUAUAAUAGCGUCUGUUAAAAUAUACUUAAUUAAUCUAAAGUACAAGAUAAUGAGAUGGGUAGUAAAUUAAAGACUUCACAUAUGUAUUCUUUUCAUGGCAAACGCCGUACAAAAAAAUAUUUACUUAAAUUUUCGAUGAAG
This is a messenger RNA of Papilio machaon (common yellow swallowtail), 1638 nucleotides long. RefSeq names its product palmitoyltransferase ZDHHC15B. Bases 46 to 1164 code for a protein of 372 amino acids. The transcript has 8 exons. Gene Ontology annotation, molecular function: protein-cysteine S-palmitoyltransferase activity. The record is from RefSeq and is a predicted model, not a curated record. Gene Ontology annotation, cellular component: endoplasmic reticulum; Golgi apparatus. Gene Ontology annotation, biological process: protein targeting to membrane; peptidyl-L-cysteine S-palmitoylation; synaptic vesicle maturation. Lineage: Eukaryota; Metazoa; Arthropoda; Insecta; Lepidoptera; Papilionidae.